Effrenium voratum is the source of this 843-nucleotide messenger RNA. Lineage: Eukaryota; Dinophyceae; Suessiales; Symbiodiniaceae. The record is from the annotation of a GenBank genome assembly.
AUGCCUCCCAAAUCCGGCGAGGUCAGCCAGUCUGUGGCGGAAAGCAAUAAGCUUCGUGCUUCGCUAGGAAUUCAGCGCCUAAAGGAGGAUGAAGAAGGUGUCAAGGGUACAUCGAAGGACCCAGUUCAUAUGCCAGCGGACAAAAAGGCUGAACCCGCCAAAGAGGAUAAGGACAAGGACAACAAGCGGAAGGCAGCCGCGGCAAAGUCAAGGCGAGAGCAUGAGGAGCUGACGCAGGGUCCUGGCUUAGGCGACAUCCUGGAGAAUGAGGAGGGCAAGAGUGGCGCGUCCGAUUGGAUAGCCAGGACCCGCGGUGCUGAUGGCAGCAUGAAGGGUGCGGGCGCCAAUGCGAAGAAAGAUGAUGGCAAAAAGAGGAAAGAUGCUCCAGGAGGAGAUUCAAAUGUGCCCAAGAUGAAGGUGAGGCAUGAUUCAGGGGCGAUCAAAGAGGGCGAGUCCGUCAUCAUGACCCUCAGCGACCAGCGGCUCAUUGACAAGGAUGGCAAUCUCAUUGAGCAGCCGGAUGAGCUCUCCAAUGCCAAUCUGUUAGAUAGCGACAAGGCCAAGAAGCAUGACGCCAUUAGGUCUCAGGUGGAAUACGACCCGACCAAGCCCAAUGCCGACAUCCUGGACAAGUAUGACGAACCUGGGGCUGCUCCUUCUGGAUUCAUGAUCGGAGGAGUGCCCACAGGAGUCAUUGAUGAAAGAGAUCCGGAGAAGAGGCUUGCAAUCUUGACUGCGAUGAGUGAGAACCAGUCCUUGGACUUUGGCAACAAGUUUCAGUCAGAUUUCUACACCUCAGACGAGAUGGCAAAGUUCAAGAAGCACUUCGGCCCUGGCAUUUAG